CUAAGACAAAUAGCCGCAGCUGUUUAACAGAGCUGAAAAAAAACUUUAUAUGUGAUUCUUAAUAAUAAAACCAAAAUAAUAUCCUGGAAACAUAAUACCCAUGCUGCGCCGGCUACUUUCCGCCACAGGGCGAUGGCAGUGUCAGCAAUUGUUGGGAAGCAAUAGAUCACAGUCUUCGCCCCUCCGUAUCCGUUGGAAGUCCACAGACCCGGCAGAAGAAGCCCGGAAGCUGCGCUCCAGAUCAACGUUGUACUACAUUACGGCUGGUGGAGUGCUCAUCGUGGGACUUAGCUAUGCAGCCGUCCCACUAUACAGCAUUUUCUGUCAAGCCUACAGCUAUGGCGGCACCACCCUGCAAGGCCAUGAUGCCGAGAAGGUGGAGCAUAUGGUAAAGAUUAAGGAUCGUGUGCUGAAGAUACGCUUUAACGCCGACAUUGGAUCCUCUAUGCGUUGGAACUUCAAACCUCAGCAAUACGAGAUCAAAGUGGCGCCAGGAGAAACUGCAUUGGCCUUCUAUACUGCCCGCAAUCCAACAGAUAAGCCCGUCAUUGGUAUCAGUACUUACAAUGUGAUACCUUUCGAGGCUGGAGCUUAUUUCAAUAAAAUCCAAUGCUUCUGCUUCGAGGAGCAACAGCUAAAUCCCCACGAGGAGGUGGAUAUGCCAGUUUUCUUCUAUAUUGAUCCGGAAAUAGUGCAAGAUCCAGCGUUGGAGCACUGUGAUACAAUCACACUGUCCUACACCUUCUUUGAAGCAAAAGAAGGUUUGCAACUAAACUUCCCCAGCUACGCUAAGCCGCAUACACAAAAAGUUGUUCAAAGUUGAUUAUUAAUUGUUACCUAAACAUUUUAUAUAAUUUAAAAGAAAUAAAUUCGUUUAAAUCACUAUAGAUAAA
Messenger RNA from Drosophila willistoni, 893 nucleotides. RefSeq names its product cytochrome c oxidase assembly protein COX11, mitochondrial (gene Cox11). Gene Ontology annotation, molecular function: copper ion binding. The record is from RefSeq and is a predicted model, not a curated record. NCBI's taxonomy places the organism in Eukaryota, Metazoa, Arthropoda, Insecta, Diptera, Drosophilidae. The transcript has a single exon. Gene Ontology annotation, cellular component: mitochondrial inner membrane. Bases 101 to 823 code for a protein of 240 amino acids.